Messenger RNA from Drosophila ananassae, 1273 nucleotides. RefSeq lists its product as uncharacterized. The transcript is spliced from 3 exons. The record is from RefSeq and is a predicted model, not a curated record. NCBI's taxonomy places the organism in Eukaryota, Metazoa, Arthropoda, Insecta, Diptera, Drosophilidae. The coding region runs from base 218 to 1273 and encodes 351 amino acids.
UCUAAAUGUAGUCCCACACGCACCACAAGACCUGAGAUGCGCCGAGCAAUAAAUCCACGUGAAUAGAUACCAUCUGUCAUCGGGCCAACUAGCGGCUCAAGGUGGUGCUCCCCCAAAUACUCUGUCUGCCGAUUUCCCAAAAAUACGACGAUAUCUUCCGCAGUUCUCGCUGGGUGCUCUAACAAAAAGCACACUCACUGGAUAAACAAUCUUUAAAAUGGAUAAGCUAGUUUUUGUCGUAUUUUGCCUGAUUUUUGCUGUAGUUGUGGCACAGGUGGAUCAAAACAAUGGAGGUCUAUCCAAUAUAACCAGCAAUCCAACAGAUACAGAUCCAGAAACAUCCAAACUACCGAGUGAAGUUCAAAAAGCAGUAUGCACUGUGACAGCUGGAGAGGUAAGGGCAUCGGCGGAGGCAGUUACCACAAAAACACUUAAGGGUGUCUGUGGAUCAGAUGAAAUGAAUCAGGCCUUCCGGAAUCUGGAGAACAAAUUGUACGAGGAGCUGCGGGUGAUGAAGCUGAUUCUGGUCCAUUUGGCCAAAGUAAAUGGUCUGAAAAUAAACACGGCUUUCACCACCAUGGCUCCGGCUACUGCUCCACCAUUAAGGCCAAUCCACACUGCCCCAAUGCCAGUCUUUAAGCCUAUUGAUCCCCCGCCAAAGAUAAACCACUCAAUCGGACCUAAAACUGAAGAAAAUGAAGUUAAUUCUGAUUCGGGAGCCAGGAAGACGCCCAUGUUAAAGGACCUGGAAACAAAUAACUCUGAUCAGGAGUCGCGGGAUGAGGAAGUGGGCAAGUUCAACAAUACCAUGCUAGCGGACAGGGAUGUCACUCUCUUCACCUACUAUUGGAAGUUGGAAAAUGUAACAGAACGGCUCAAAGAUUCCAAAUUAAAUAUCAUCCGCAGUCCAGGCUUCAGCAUUAAAGGAAAGUCGCUGCAACUUAAAUGCAUUUUUCAUCACAUGAACCGGGAUCUCCUGAACCUCCAAUUGGAAAACUCCAACUCUCCUUCGAUGUCCAAAUCCGGACAGUCCAACAACAUAAUGCUGGAUAUGGGCGGCAUGUUUCAGGAAUUUCAGUGGACCGAGGACGUGAAACUGAAGCAUAAGCUUUCGAUUUUAGAUCAGAGCCUUGGUAUCCGAAAGUCGCAGGAUCUCAGCUCUCAGGAACUUACCAAGCUUGGAGUCGGGUUUUCAAUACCCAAUAGCGUGCUCCUGGGGAGUACGUACAUCAAGCAGAACGCGCUAUUAAUACAGAUUCUUUUAUAUUUGUGA